CCGGGUUGCCAUGUCUGACUCCCUCAGACUUGGCAUCCCUUUCAGCCAGUCAACAACCGGAACACACAAACGUGCCCCUCCCUUCUCCCUCUACGGAUGCUGCAGUAAAGUUGGCCGCGCAUGCGCACUUUCGGUCCUCUUUUUCUUGGAAGCACCGCUGACCCAUUGCACCAUGGCAGAUCCCGAUUGUGACUUCACGACUGGCGAGUCUGGCGCCUCCGCCACCAUCCCGAUGCAGUGCUCCGCUCUGCGUAAGAACGGGUACGUGGUGCUGAAGGGACGUCCCUGCAAAAUUGUGGAGAUGUCCACCUCCAAGACCGGCAAACAUGGACAUGCCAAGGUUAACCUGGUGGGUAUCGACAUCUUCACCAACAAGAAGCAUGAAGAUAUGUGCCCCUCCACCCACAACAUGGAUGUCCCCCACAUCAAGAGGAUAGACUACCAGUUGGUGAACAUCGCUGAAGGCUACAUGACCUUGAUGAGCGACAACGGUGACAUCAGGGAGGACCUGCGUGUCCCUGAAACCGAAGUCGGAAAGGAAAUCGAGACAAAGUUUGAAGCCGGUGAUGAGUUCAUGGUCACCGUGAUUUCUGCCAUGGGGGAGGAAUGUGCUAUCGCUACCAAGGUUCUUGCCAGCAAAUAGGGAGACAGACUAUGCUUCCCGGGGGCAACAAGCACCACCCACAACCAGUCUCUUGCAAUUCUCAUUGGUUCUUCUGUCACCAAAGCGUUUGGCUCUCACAGACAACCUCAAUCAUUCUGUUGUGAUUUCUCUCAUCAAUGAUCUUUUGUUUUUGGUUUUCUCUCCUCGCCCCUCCCUCCCCCUCCCUUUUUCGUUUCUCUUUUCCAUUGCUGUUGGGGAAAGUUCCAUCGCGGUCCUCUGCCUGAUCACUGAGGUUUUGUUUUGGUAACAAAUCUACUUUAUAUAUAAAAACGACUUCAAAAAUAAUGAUCGGUUGCUCAUUCCUGCUUAUUUUUGCCUUCAACGUGUUGGUUUUGCCACUCACAUUCCUGAAUGUUUAAAUAACCUCGGGAUUCAGCUUUUUACAUGAUUAUUUUUUUAUAUUCUUGAAUAUAGCAGGUGUGAAGCCUUUUAGAGGGUAGUAGGGGAGGGAGGGGGGGAGUAGUUUGAGUUUGUUAAAGCAGUGGGAGGGAGGGUUAUAGCCCCAGUAUAGACGCUAUAUUCUGGUUUAGGCCGUCCCUCUAGCAGCCAUACCGCUUUCCAGCCUGGCCUGGGCUCUUAUUCCUGAGGGGAUUGGGCUCGACCAGGUCCCUUUUUCGGGCGGCGGCGGCGGCUAGCACUUAAUGAGCACUUGACAAAAAUGUCAAAGUUCUAAAAACUAAGAAAAGAGAAGUUUUUAUUUUUUUUUAAUUUUAAUUUUUUCUUCUUCCCACCAAGAAGAACAGAAACAAACUUCAGUGAUUUACCCUGGUGACGCCAGUCUCUUGUCUGUGUAAUAGUUUGAUGGGGGCGUGAGGGUCCUGUGCGCUCGACACCUCUCGUUCACAGAGACAGUUGCUGCCCCGGCCAUCCCCACUGCCCCCCCCCCCAAAUACAAAAGGAGUGUUACAUUUUGUUUUGAGAGGCAUGAGUGUGUGUGUGGAGAGCGGUGUGGGGCCUCCGAAAUGUGCGAGGCGGUUUGCAGUGAGGCGUGUUUCUUUAGAGGGACUCGAUCGGGUUGGGGAGGGUGGUAGAGUUGCAAACUUUUUUUGUUCACUCGAGGCCUUUGUCACCUGACUGGAGAUGGCAAAAAAAAAAAAAAAAUAAAAAAGAUGAAACAAAUGGACAAAAACUGCAAA
Molecule: messenger RNA, 1800 nt
Organism: Perca flavescens (yellow perch)
Lineage: Eukaryota; Metazoa; Chordata; Actinopteri; Perciformes; Percidae
Gene: eif5a
Product: eukaryotic translation initiation factor 5A
Exons: 5
Coding region: 11-643 (210 amino acids)
Biological process (GO): positive regulation of translational elongation; positive regulation of translational termination
Molecular function (GO): ribosome binding; RNA binding; translation elongation factor activity
Source: RefSeq, a predicted model, not a curated record